UCUAUUUGCCCAGCACUGACUACUAUCGCUGACCCUCUUGGUCGGUAAGUCCCUCGCGAACCAUAGGUUAGAAAAUCCCCACGACCUGGUUAUUCAUUGAUCUUUGCCAAGCAAAGGUGGGAGGAAAAUGUGGCGCCUCUUGCUACUAGUGGGCGCGGGCUACCUGCGAGAAAUCCUGGCCUCUUCUGUGUUGACAACCCACGAGAUCGACGCCAUUCUCUACGAACAUAACGAGUUUAGAAAGAGCGUGCAGCCAACUGCAGCAGACAUGGAGUACAUGGUGUGGAACGAGAAGCUGGCGGCUAUCGCGCAGGACUGGGCAGACCAGUGUGUGUACACACAGAACAUACGGCGGGAGGAGCGGUUCAAAGGACCGGUUGGAGAAAACAUUUAUUUUACACUGGAAAAGUACAGAGCAGGGGAGGAAACGAAGCGGUGGUUCGAAGAGGGACAGAAGUACUCCUACACUACCGACACAUGCACUGAUAAGAGGUGCGGACACUAUACUCAGGUGGUCUGGGCCAAGUCUCGCGAGAUCGGAUGUGGCGUGAAAAUGUGUGACAUCCUGCAGGGUCUUGGGUGGCGCAACAGUUACGUCAUCGUGUGCGAUUACUCUCCUAGAGGAAACAGAGCCUACCAGAAACCGUACACCGCAGGCAAACCUUGUAGUCAGUGUCAAGACGGCAACAACACGUGUUAUGACAGUUUGUGCGGAAACCCCAACCGGCCCCGCAGAGCGGAGGACGCGAAGACCGGAGUGGUGGCGUCCAGCAUCCUCGAUCUUGAGGCCUUCAAUGGAGAGCCCUUGGUUAUGGACCAGCCUGAGUUCGACACCCACGUGCCCUCUCCUGUUAUAACCGAUUUCAAGGAUGUGGUGUGUUCGAAAAAGACAAGGCGAAAGUUUUGUAAGAAAUGCAGAUUGGCCAGAGGAAAGCACGUGUGUAAACGUUGCCGACGCAGCAAGAGAGAAAACGGUCGGUCCUGCAGACAAUGUAGACAUUGUCAGAGGUGCAAGCAUUGUAGAAAACUCAUGGAAUGAUAUAUACUGCUACUAACUUCCUACAUAUAUUAAAUAUUACAUAGUCUCUAGUCAAGACACUAGCACAAGUUGUCCAGGCAGUGUUUUCUCGACAGUUAUCGUGUAUGUGACAACCUGCAAAUAACAAAGGACAACCACAUGCCGUUAUCAUUUGUUUCUUGGUUCCUAUCCAAAAGUGUAGAAAAAUUGUAGAGUUCAAGAAAUAUGCCAUUCUUCACCCAUUCGGCGUAUGGUAGGCAACAAAUACCGUCUCAUGACAGAGAAUUAAUGACGUUUUCACAGUGUCUGUGUCUCUUGCCGCCCUGAUAGUUCUAUGCCGGUGCCCUUUUUCAUUCCUGUUUGCGAGUCAAGUCUGGUUCUGACAUACGUCUGUGCGUCUAACCACAAGGUGACUUAGAGAGAACACUGCCCGACCUCCCUGUGACAAAUAUGCCAGCGUCGAUCUUUUUGUAAGCAGAUGAAUGUGUGUGACUAACCUUUUUAUAUACAUGGGCAGCAUUUGGUUUUCAACCUCAUAUUUCAUACCACAGAAGUAUUCAAGUUAAACGUUAGAAACUCCGGAGAAGUAUAUGCAAAUAUAUGGUCCAUAUAAGGUGUAUUUAGAGGGAGAUAUAGGGAGAUGGAUAGUACUCGUACUGUAUAUACGGGAAGGAUUAUGACAGGGUAAGAAAUAAUUAUCAUUUACUAGGAAAAUUUCCAAUGUACAUGUAACAGGUCUGGACAUGCUCGUGUACGAAUAGGAAUAUGGAAUAUACGUACUGCUACGCAAUGAGAACUUGUCAUGAUGGCAUGGGAGAGGUUCAAAGGAG
Messenger RNA from Branchiostoma belcheri (Belcher's lancelet), 1848 nucleotides. Its product is annotated as GLIPR1-like protein 1. Lineage: Eukaryota; Metazoa; Chordata; Leptocardii; Amphioxiformes; Branchiostomatidae. The coding region runs from base 128 to 1039 and encodes 303 amino acids. The transcript has 9 exons. The record is from RefSeq and is a predicted model, not a curated record. Gene Ontology annotation, cellular component: extracellular region.